Messenger RNA from Paralichthys olivaceus (Japanese flounder), 3260 nucleotides. The record is from RefSeq and is a predicted model, not a curated record. Lineage: Eukaryota; Metazoa; Chordata; Actinopteri; Pleuronectiformes; Paralichthyidae.
CGCACUUUGUUACGCAUUUGGUAAGACGCCGGUGCGCUUUUACGCACAGGAGAAGCAACUUAAUCUGUACUCAGGUUAACUUUGAGACUCAUGAGGACAUUUGAAGGAGGGACGUUUUGGAUGUGACGCACUUUUUGUUUAAAGGGGGUAAUGAGCUGAAACCUGGACUGGGACCAUCUGACUUGUAGUUUUUGUGGAGGACAGUGAGCAGGAUGAGCAAACCAAAGAAUAAAAGCGACAAUAAGACGGAAAAGGCUUUGGCUGCGGAGAAGGAGCAGUUUGGUAAACAACAGCUCCACAGUAUCAGCAAAACGCUCACCACAGGUGAAACACCACCCAAAGAGAAAUAUGUGCGCCACAUCAUCAUGGGGAGUCACAAGGAGGGUGGAUGCUCCACCUUCUGGUCCUACACCCUGAACUUGCCUCUGUCCAGUAACGCCCUGAUCAGCUGGAAGUUCUGCUAUCUGCUGCACAAACUGCUCAGGGACGGACACAGAAAUGCUGUUAGAGAUUCUAGCCGAUACUGUCGCAACGUGAAAGACAUGGGCAUCCUCUGGGGAAACUUGCAUGAUCGAUAUGGCCACAUUGUCGCCCUGUCAGCCAAAUUCCUCUGCCACAAAAUAGAGUUUCAUGCAAAGCACAAGGUGAUUCCAGGCAACCUGGAGGCCAGUGAUGAGACUUUGGAGAAGGAAGCAGGAACUGACAUGAACAAAGUGUUGGAUAUGACACAGGAGCUGUUGGAUUACAUGGAGGCUGGACUGAAGAUGGCUGAGACAGUUCUGCGUCAGCUCGACACCAACGGGGCCAAAUCUACAACUCCGGCUGGAAGGUGCAGGCUGACUCCUCUGAUACCGCUCAUACUGGACUGCAGCUUCCUCUACCACUUCUCUGUGCUGCUGAUGUUUAAACUCCACAGCCGCAUCACCCCAGAUGCUCUUCUUGGACACAGAGAGCGGUUCCGUGAUCUUUUUACAAGCCUCACACAGUUCUUUGACAGAGCCAGGGAAAUGGAGUACUUCAAAAGUAUCAUCCAGAUCCCAGAUCUCCCAGACUCUCCGCCAAACUUCCUCCGAGCUGCUGCCUUCGCCGAGUAUAAAAAGCCCGUGGUGGUGAUGCCCAGCGAGGAGCGGCAAGAGGACGAGGAGGUGGAGCCACAGUCGGAGUUUAGAGAAGCACCGCCACAGUACUAUUUGCUCAGCCAAAUGGCAGCACCCGAUGCUUCUCUGGAGCAGAGAGAGACGGAGAGUGAGAGCAUGAGGAGGGAGCUGGAGGUGCUGAAACCAGAGCUGCAGCUCAUCAGGACCGAGGCUCAGAGGUGUGUGACUGAGUUAAAGGCUCAAGUGAAUCGUCUGGAAGCUGAGCUGGACGAGCAGCGCACCCACAAGCAGAUGGCAAUGGUGGAAAACGAACACCUGCGGGUGGAAAUGGAGGCUUUGCGGAGCAAUAACGUCGCCAAUGUGGGGGCUCAGAUUGGACUGAAGGAGGCAGAUGGCAGAGCUCAGGCGGCGGAGGUUCGUUUCACUCAGCUCAAAGAGAGACACGCCGAGCUGGUCACCAGUCACGCUGACUUAAUGAAGAAGAACACAGAGACAGUGAAGGCGCUGUCCGGAACAAAACAAGAACAAGAUGAUUUACUGAGAGCGAAGAAACAGCUAGAAAGUGAGCUGGAAAUUCUACGGCAGGAGAAAAGAAAUACGAUGAGUCAGCAGCAGCAGGAGGCCGACCGCCUCAACAAGGAACUGCUGGAGCAGCGAGCAGAGCUGGCCCUCCUUCGCGGCGCCCUGCAGAAUAAAGAGAUGGAGGGAUCUCAUGUGAGCAGCAGCCUGGUCGCUCUGCAGGCGGAGCGGGAAGUGCUGCUCCGUGCCGCCAGAGAGAGGGACGCCGAGCUCUCCUCGCUGAGACAGCAGGCGCAGCAGCAGCAGGGCUCCCUGGACCUGGAGAGAGACCGCACCAACAGAGAGCUGGAGGCGCUGAGAGCUCAGCUGCAGCAACAGCUGGCCAUCAAUGCAGAGCAGAAGCUGGAGAUCGACAGGCUGAGGCGAGAGCUGGACUCAACGCGAGCAGAGCUGACCCGUGCGAACAACGCCCUGAUGAGCAAAGAAAUGAGUGGUACCCAGCUGAGCAGUACAGUAGUUGGGCUGCAGGCGGAGAAGGACGGGAUGCUCCGGUCAAUGAGGGAGCAGGAGGCUGAGCUGAACUCCCUCAGGCAACAAGCUCAGCUCCAGCAGAGCUCCAUGGAGCAGGAGAGGCAGCGCACCAGCAUGGAGCUGGGAAGCUUGCACGCCCAAUUACAGCAGCAGGCCUGUCGUGAGGGGGAGCUGACCCAGAAGCUGCAGGAUGAGCAGUUCUGUCUGCUGCAGUGUGCUGUGGUGGAGGCCGAGGGCAUCAUACUGGACGCUGUGGCCAAACUGGACGACCCCAUUCACGUCCGCUGCAUCAGCUCACCUGAUUACUUGGUGAACCGUGCUGAAAUCACUCUGGCUUCUAUAGACAAGAUGCAGCAGAGCCACACGGUCUACCUGGGAAACAUGAACGAUGCCAGCGGUUUGUUGAGGGCGGUCACUCAGUUUUCCCACCUCGCUGCCGACACCAUCGUCAACGGAGCAGCCACAUCCCACUCCGCCCCCACCGACCAAGCUGACCGUUUAACUGAAAGCUGUCGGGACUGUGCGAAUAACUGCCUUCAGUUUUUGAAGGAUCUGAAGUUCCAGGCCAGUUUACAGAGAGCAGACCCGUCUGCCACACGCUACACUGUUCAACGCAUCCUCGCUUUAGGACAGGAAUUGCGUCCAAAGGGGCAGGAUGUGCUGAAAGAAGAGCUGGGAAGCAUGGUGGACAGAGAGAUGAUCGCUACCUCCACUGCCAUCGAGGAGGCCGUGCUGCGAAUGGACGAGAUAAUGAACCAGGCAAGGAGAGACACUACUGGUGUUAAGCUGGAGGUCAACCAGGGUAUCCUGGGAUCCUGCUCAGACCUGAUGAAGGCCGUUCAUAUGCUGGUGACGGCUUCUACUGAUUUACAGAAAGACAUUGUGGAAGGAGGCAGGGGAGCAGCAUCGGUUCCAGACUUUUAUGCCAAAAACUCUCGCUGGACAGAGGGACUCAUCUCUGCGUCCAAGGCCGUGGGCUGGGGCGCCACACAGCUGCUAGACUCAGCUGACCGGGUUGUGGGUGAAAAUGGUACGUACGAGGAGCUCAUCGCCUGUUCACAUGAGAUCGCCGCCAGCACCGCCCAACUGGUCGCUGCCUCGAAGGUACAGUAA